AUGUUCGCGGUUGCUCUUCUGCCGCUGGUGGCGGCUCUGGGAGGAAAGCCGUUCGUUGGAGUUCGACAGAACGUCACCGGGAAGAACUACGCUCUCAUUUCUCUCUGUGAUGACAUCCCACUGAAGCCUUCUACUAUAAACGUUUCUCUGGUGCUGAAAUCGGAGGAUUUUGAACACACUAUUCACUUCCGGCACAGUAAAGAGCCUAUAUUGGUGAGUAAUAUUUUUGUAGAAAAUGAUAAGGAUUUUUGCCGUUGGUUCAACCACAUUUUUAAUUGCAUUUGGAUGAAAUGUUUGAGAUUUUUUCAGCGCAAUAGUUGAACAGGAAAAGAGAGCCUUCCUAAAUCCAUUUUUAUUCAUUUUUUCAGUUGACCGAGGAAGUUUCCCCAAAUGUUUCUGAACUUUUUCUCACCGCCGAAGCGUCGCCGGAAGUUUACAGCAUACAGAAGGUCACUGUGAGGAUUGGCGCCGUGUGAGUUCUGAAGUUUUUUUUCAGAAUUCUCAAAAAUCUGAAAAAAUCGGUAAAAGCUCGAAAAGAAAUGGGUGAAAUUCAAACAUGAUCGAGAUUUUUGUGAAUUUUUGAACUUUUUCGAAAUUUCAAGCGAGGGUUUUUGAAGAGAACACUAUACUCUGAUAAUAUCUUAGUUUUGUUAAAUAAAAACAGGACAAAAUCAAAUUAGAUUUCUUAUACAGUCCGUCCGCCGCGACUUUUCGCGUGCCUGCGUCUCUCUGUUCCCUCACCGGCGAGUCAGAGAAAAAUGGAAAAAUCACGUAAACAUGAGAGAGACGUCGAGAGAUAAGAGGGCGCAGAGAAAUCCCACUCUUUCAAGUCGCGAAAAACGGACUAUACUCUCAACUUCAAAAUCUUGCUAGAACUCCCUAAAUUCCUGUUGAAAUGUCCCGUUUCCCCGAACCAAGAAACUGAACAUCUACUUUUCCAGUUCUUUUCCAGGACUAAAAAAAUGUAACUUGUACAAAAUCAAGCUGAAAGAGCCCAUUUUUCAGACUCUACAAGCUUCAUCUCAACCAAGAAUGCGACGAAGAGGACUACUUCAUGACGUCGCCGACGGCGCAGACCUUCUGGAGUCGCAGACUAGAAUGCGAACGGAAAGACGUCUACUGCGACGACCGUCGCGACGAGUUCCUCGGCUGCGAACCCGUCUUCGUCUACCACAUGAACUGGCGUCGCGGAGCCACUCGUCGCAAUCCAGUUUAA
Messenger RNA from Caenorhabditis auriculariae, 1216 nucleotides. The record is from the annotation of a GenBank genome assembly. Lineage: Eukaryota; Metazoa; Nematoda; Chromadorea; Rhabditida; Rhabditidae.